Molecule: messenger RNA, 1488 nt
Organism: Alternaria burnsii
Lineage: Eukaryota; Fungi; Ascomycota; Dothideomycetes; Pleosporales; Pleosporaceae
Product: oxysterol-binding protein
Exons: 1
Coding region: 1-1488 (495 amino acids)
Biological process (GO): piecemeal microautophagy of the nucleus; maintenance of cell polarity; exocytosis
Cellular component (GO): intracellular membrane-bounded organelle; membrane; cytosol
Molecular function (GO): oxysterol binding
Source: RefSeq, a predicted model, not a curated record
AUGUCGAAUGAUAUUGCCGCAAACCGCUCGGGGCUCAAGGACUUUCUCGCAUCUAUAGCGACCAUCUCGGGAGAUCUCUCAAACAUUACUGCGCCGCCUUUUGUACUAGCUGAGAAUUCGACGGUUGAGAUACCACAGUACUGGGCGGACCAUCCGUAUCUCUGGGCAGCGCCGGCGUUGGAAGAAGAUCCCGAGAAGCGCGCGCUGCUUGUGCUGAAGAACUUCCUAGGCUCACUACGGGGGCAGCAAUAUGCGGGGCGAAAGGAGGAGGACGGCGUCAAGAAGCCCUUGAACGCCUUUCUCGGGGAGCUGUUUCUCGGCAGCUGGAACACUGAGGAGCUGGGAGAGACAAGGUUGGUCUCUGAGCAGGUCGGCCAUCAUCCGCCAGUAACGGCGUGCUAUCUGUGGAACGACCAAGUCGGCAUCCGAGCUGAAGGGUUUACAGAACAGGAGAUCACCUUUUCAGGAAAUGUCAGCAUCAAGCAAAAGGGCUAUGCCAUUGUGCAUGUCGACAAGUACGACGAGGACUACCUCCUGCCCCUGCCGAAUAUCAAAGUAAAGGGUCUGUUAGGUGGGGUACCACAUCCGGAGUUGUGCGGCGAGUAUUCUCUCAUCUCGUCCAACGGAUAUAUCUCGCACAUCAAAUUCGAAGGCAAGUCCCUCUUUGGCUCCGGGCAUAAGAACGGUUUCGAAGCGAGAUUCUUCCAUGCAGAUAGGCCCGAUGAGACGAUCUACACAAUUGAAGGAGCUUGGAACAGCACGUUUACUAUCAAGGACGCGCGGAAUGACUCUGAGGUGGAGACGUUUGACGUUAGGACUAUCAAACACAAACCCAUGACUGUGCCCGACCUUUCAGAACAGGACUCGUGGGAGAGCAGGAAAGCAUGGGGCGACGUCAUAUCCUCCCUGCACAAAGGUGACAUGAAAGGCGCCACCACAGCGAAGAAUGCAGUCGAGAACGGCCAAAGACAGAUGCGAAAGGACGAAGAGGCAAAGGGCGAGGAGUUCAAACAUGUUUUCUUCAAUAGAGUAUCCAACGACCCAAUCUUCGACAAACUAGUCAAGCAUGACCCUCAAGCUUACACCAUCGACCCCUCGGGCGGCAUAUGGAAAGCCGACAAGCAAGCCGCGGAGCAGCGACAGCGCCCGUUCCAUGGUGACCUGACACCGUCUAAUCAGAGAGUAGCGCACAAGCAGGGGCAGCCGCAAGAGGGUAGACGAUCAAUAAAUGGCCAGGACCAAGACAGCGGUGGGGCUGCUGGUGCGGUAGGCUCGGCGAAGUCGUCCAACGGCUAUGCACCGGAUGCGCCGGUUCAGAACGGAGCACCAAAACCAGUCGGCGACGCAACGCCCCGUGACGAAAAACGUCCAGAUUCGGCAGUGGGGAGGAAAGGGGAUUUCCGCCGUCAGUCGAGUAAUGCGAUAGACGUUACUGAUGAGAUGGUGGAGAACUUUUUGAGGGCCAAGACGAGUAACCUGCGAGUGUAA